Molecule: messenger RNA, 2567 nt
Organism: Lolium perenne
Lineage: Eukaryota; Viridiplantae; Streptophyta; Magnoliopsida; Poales; Poaceae
Molecular function (GO): protein binding
Source: RefSeq, a predicted model, not a curated record
ACACGCUAGAAGGUACUACCACGCAGUCGACUGCCGCUUCGCAUUUCCAUUUUCGAGCGACUUGCCUGCUCCAUCGCCAUGGAGGCAAUGGGGAAGAAGCAGCGGGAGCACGAGCUCUUCCGCGCCGCGUGCGAGGGCAACGUCCGCCUCCUCAAAAAGAUGGCGCGGUCCCUGGACUCGGGGUGCCUAGGCAUGGCCGCCGUUUUGGCGGCCGCGGUAGACGAGAACGGUGAUAGCGUUCUGCAGAUUGCUGCUACGCAUGGGCGGCUGGAUGUCUUGAGGUACCUCGUCGAGGACCUCCGCCUCGACAUCAACAAGCCCAACAACACAGGUGACACCCCACUGUGCUAUUCUGCUUUUGCUGGAAAAGCUGCUGCUACAAGAUAUCUUCUUGAUCAUGGUGCUGAUCCAUUAGUUGGUAAAUCAGUGUUACCACUCCAUGGUGCUGCAGGGGGAGGACAUUGUGAUAUUGUAGAAUUGCUGCUUUCAAGAGGAGUCGAUGUGAAUUUGGAUUCUGCUCGAGGGACGCCAUUGCAUGUAGCUGCUAUGCGGAAACAAUAUGCCACAAUGAAGAUUUUGUUAGAGAACCAUGCCAAUCCUAACAAGGUCAACCUUGAUUUUACCCCAUUGCAUUUUGUCAUAUAUGAGCCCGUGCCUUCUGAAUCGUUGCUAUGUAUGAAGCUACUGAUUAAGGCUGGUGCUGAUGUCAAUUUUGUUGACACCUGUGGUUUAACAACCAUGAUAUUUAUAGUAAAGCAUAGCUUACCUAUUCUCUUGAAGUGCUUACUAGAUGCUGGUGCGAACCCCAACAUUCCAGAUGAAUUUGGUAGAACGCCAAUUGAGUAUGCUGCGUAUAAUGGCAGAAGAGACAUGGUUGAAAUGUUAUUCCCUUUAACUUCUCCUAUUUCAAUGGUGCCAGAAUGGAGUAUUGAUGGGAUCAUUUCUCAUGUGAAAUCAUUUGGUUUGAAGCCGAAGGAUAAACGAAAGUGUGUAAAGAAAAUAAGAGAACUGAGACGGAAAGCCUCAGAGGCUUUUAAGAGAGAGGAAUACCUUAUAGCUGGACAGCUGUACAGUUGUGCAAUGGAAUUUGAUCCUAGUCCAGAUGAUUAUGCAACCUUAUUGGCAAAUAGAUGUCUCUGCUGUUUGCGCUCGGGAGAGAAUAUAGUCGGUGCUCUCAGAGAUGCUACUUGGUGCAGAAUGGCGCGACCUCGUUGGCCAAAAGCCUGCUAUCGACAAGGGGCAGCUUUUAUGUCACUGAAGGAAUACAAGAAAGCAUGUGACGCGUUUGCUGAUGGCUUGAAGCUUGAUCCUACAAGUGAUGAAAUUGCGCAUGCUUUAAGGGAAGCCCGCGAGGCUUUGAAGAAUGCUCGUUGCUCUCAGAAGUAACUGACGCAGCCCUUGUUCUGGCAGCCAUAAAUGGAGAAGUAGAGGCUCUGUUUUGUUGCUCGCACGAGAAUAGUUCAGUUGAUGUCUUAUUAUCUAGUCUAAAUACUGCUAGCAAGAACUCAAAUCUCUUGUCCUUUUGUAGACUUCAGUGGCACACAUCAUGUGUGAACAUGCCAUGGUCCAGUGAACUGCAUUAUCUUAAUACUUGGGGCGCCUUCUCGCUGGUCCUUUGCGGCUAUAUAACGAGCAAAACAAAGCCUUGUGUCUGGGCGGUGUAACGCCAUCCCUGCGCAUCUCCAUCAUCUGCUGGUUCGCCUAAAAAAAUCUGCGACUCUUUUUUUUUUUUUUGAACUGUGCGACUCUUUGUGUAGAUGCAGGGAGUAGAUGAUGAUAUACAAAUCAAACUGAUAGUGGCAGCUGCUUGGGGUCGUUGUCCGUGGAAGCGGAGGACAAGGUCACCAUCUCCGUUGCGGGCGACGCGGGGAAGGUGAUAGUACGAGCUGCAGAACUGAAGACUACAUGGAGAAAACGAGCAGAAGAGACGCCUGAGAGGCACGGAUAAGGACGGUGUGGACUCACCAGCGAAAACAGCUGUGCGCUCGGGGGCUAUGCUGGCGCGUCAUGUGGAAGCUUCCCUCCUGCGGGAAUCACCGGUGGACUCUGCUUGUGCCAUGCCGAUGUCGCUUGAGAGGGCCGCCGUCCCGCGGGGUUGCUGGUAGCAUAUGCGCGGCCUCGGCCUUGUCUGCCUCGCGCACUCUCUUUGGAAUGGGGCCUGGGGAGCUGGAGCCUUCCUGGGCUCGCUUCGCCGGGGGCUCCUUUGUCGCGGUCGCUGCAAGAGAGAUUACAAUCAACGGAAGAACCCAGUUAGAGCUGGAGGUCGGACAGGUUUACUAGGAUUCCAGCUUGAGGUCCCACAUGUUGUCGAUUUGGUCCACGAACUCCCUCCGGAUCCGAGUGUGGUGGCCAGUUUGGCCUUUGGGAGCAACAAAACCCAGUUCACUGGCACAAGUGACGGGCUCUCGGAUUUCAUGUCGUGCGCGGUGAGUGGCGCGCAUCUCUGAUGGCGACAAUAGGAGAUUAGGAAUAGGGGAGGUAACCCGGCUUCAUCGACGGCGAUGAUCGCCCGUGGUCAUGAGGAUGACGCAUCGGCUAGAUCUUGAAAUGCAACCACUAAGACCGUA